Molecule: messenger RNA, 414 nt
Organism: Linum tenue
Lineage: Eukaryota; Viridiplantae; Streptophyta; Magnoliopsida; Malpighiales; Linaceae
Source: the annotation of a GenBank genome assembly
AUGAGUAGUAGUGGUGCUGUGACUGUUCCCGCCAAAAUGAAGGGUUGGGUCUACUCUGAAUAUGGCGACCCUGCCCAGGUCCUGAAACUGGAAUCUGAAGUCCCAGUUCCUGAUGUGAAAGAAGAUCAAGUUCUCGUCAAGGUUGUUGCUGCAGCGCUUAAUCCGUUGGAUUAUAAGAGAAUGGAGGGAGCUAUCAAAGCCACUGAUUCUUCUCCACCGACAGUUCCAGGUUACGAUGUUGCUGGCGUGGUGGUUGAACUCGGAAGCAAAGUGAAGAACCUACAAGUUGGAGAUGAAGUAUACGGGAAUAUUAACGAGGCAGCUCUGGUUCAACCCAAGAAGUAUGGGUCUUUGGCAGAGUAUACUGCUGUGGAAGAGAAGCUUUUGGCUCUUAAGCCCCAAAACAAAACUUGA